UGUGUUAAUGUUGAUUGAAUAUGCUGCUCUAUUAGACUAAUGUUAGCAGGCUGUAUGGGCCUGAUGUUAAUCCAAGGUAACAGAAUGGAGCUGGAGCGUGGCUUAGUAUCUCUGAACUUAUGGAUAUUAGAGAACAGAAAAGUGAUUAGAGUGGCGGGAGACCACUUAGAGAAACAUACGCUUUCAGGUCGGGGUGAGAUUUCCAAUCACACCGGGUACCGUCCACAUUACUGCUAUUAAUGAUGCAAGCAGCUUACCGCCAGGACCGGGGAGGUUAUGAGAUUUAGUUGAUAGCAGACAGUGAUGUCAUUUUGGUUCAGUCCAGUUUGGUCAGGCGCUCAUUUCCAAAUACCCAUCAUCCUGAAAUGUCGGGGCCUUCACUUGUCGGUUUGUAAUUAUCGAUCAUCUAUUCUGUCGUCUUUAAGGUUUGUAGUGUUGUAAUUGACUGCACAACAUCGCUGAUGGUCUUUGUGAUGCCGGAAAAAACAAGAGAUGAAACAACAUUAAACUGAUUUUAAUUUGAAAAACUGGCAGCAGUGAAGGCCUAUCCCCAUCAAACAUCUUACAACCCAAACAAAUUUACCUCACAGCAAUGUAAUAGAAAUAAAUGUUCACUUACUUGUUUUUUUUCCCAUCACCCAACCAGGUAACAGUUUUAACAGACCACCCAUUGAAAUAAAAUACUAUUAGUUAUCUAAGUAUAUAGAGUCAUGAGGAUUUUUAAAUAAGCCUAUAUGGACCCACUUUUUUCCUUCCUUCAUGGUUCAGCAGGAGAUCGAUCUGUUUAAUGUGUCUCUGUCUAUCUGGAGAUUUCUGGACCACACUAAGUCUGAAACCUGAGCUAAAAUAAAAUAAUGUCAAUCCUGACAUUUCUUUUGUUAAUGAUGCCAUUUUUGGUCAGCUUGUACCGAUUUGAAUUUACUGUCUGAUAUUUCUUCAUCAGUUCCACUCAUUUUCUUGUGGCCUUUCAUCUCUUCUAGAGCCCUAGAAAAGGCAGGUAAGUGGCCCUUCAUUUUUUAAAUUACUUCUUUCAUUUUGGAAAACCAUCUAUUUCCUGCUUUAUUAAAUAGUUAACAUUAGAAAGGCAGCUAGAAAAGUCUAAAUGUGUCCGGCUUGUGUACAAAGGAAGGAAGACAAAUCUUCUGUUUGAUUGACAGUGCUGCCAUGACAACCCUGCAUCAGUUCCAGGGUGUCCAAUGAGGAGUCAGAGUCAAAGUCCCUCCCUGACUCCCAGGUGAGCUAAAGAGUCAGACUUCAGCAGAUUUCUGUCACACUGUUUCCGAAACUCACUUCGUUUGCCCUCGGGCUCCACUCAGUUGUCCAGAUGGUUUUCAGAUCGCCACUCGACUUUUUCUCAGCCUCCCGUCUCCUCUUGCCGCACUUGGCGGAUGCGCCCUCUAUCCUGUCCCGCUCCCGGUCCCCGGAGGACCCUCCCUCCGCCUGCCCUCCCACGACUUUCCCGGGACUGUGCUUCUCGGCCGCACAGAUCGCCGCCGUGUGUGAGACUCUGGAGGAGACCGGAGACAUCGAGCGACUGGCCCGCUUCCUCUGGUCGCUCCCGAUGACCACAGACGGCCGCGACUCAAUCUCUGAGCACGAGUCCGUGCAGCGGGCUCGCGCCGUGGUGGCCUACCACACCGGGAGUUUCCGCGAGCUGUAUCACAUCCUGGAGACGCACCGCUUUACGCGUGCCUCGCACGGUAAACUGCAGGCGAUGUGGCUCGAAGCUCACUACCGGGAGGCAGAGAAGCUGCGGGGGCGGGCGCUCGGACCGGUGGACAAGUACCGCGUGAGGAAGAAGUUCCCGUUACCAAGGACCAUCUGGGACGGAGAGCAGAAGACGCACUGUUUCAAGGAGCGCACGCGGGGGCUGCUGAGAGAGUGGUACCUGCAGGACCCGUACCCGAACCCCGGGAAGAAGCGGGAGCUGGCGCACGCCACCGGGCUGACACCGACUCAGGUUGGGAACUGGUUCAAAAACCGGAGACAGAGAGACCGGGCGGCAGCAGCCAAGAACAGGUUGCAGCACCACCGGAUGUGUCCUGACGGUGCACGUGCACUUAGUGGAGGAGAGUGCAGUCCAGACGGGAGUGCAGAGCGCGCGGAUGGACAAACUCUUCUCUCAGUAACGGACAGUGACUCUGACUUGGAUGUGUGAGACUCUCAUCUAUGAAAUGGACCUUUAGAGGCCUGUGAUGGUCCGCUGUGGAUUACCGGAGAGAGGCGCAUGAUAUACGGUCAGGGUUUGGGUUGCAAUAAACUUUCAGGGCAUAAAACAGUUUUCAUCAUAGAUAUAACCCCAGAUCAUGUAAACGCAGGUUACGUGGAUAUUUGGUCUUUUUCUUUUGUUUCCUGAGAUUAUAAGAGAUAAUAUAAAAGAUUUAUGAUUUCCGUUUCCUGCAUUCUGGUGAUUUCCAGCCGCACCUCAGACCCACAGUUUUUUCUUUCCAACCACAUCACUGGAUGGUGACAGUGCACAUGUGUUGACCCAGCUUGCACCAUCGACCUAAUUAAACAUACAAAAAGCUGUGGACCCUGUUGGACUUUCACUCAGGGACCCCCACAUAAUAAUUUUCUCUUAUUUUAAUGGAACUAGUUGUUUUUUUAGAAACCCCUGAAGGACCCCUGGAUUACCACUGCUUUAGACAAUCAAUACACACUGAAGGCUACCUCCCUGUCUGUUUGUUUGUAAGUUCAUGAUUUUUUUUGUUUUUUUUUGUUUGUUUCUUUACCUCCAUUUCUACUUUAUUUAAAGUUCCCAGAGUUCACUGUUCAGUCUGUGUGUGAUGAUACAUCAUACUUUAUG
Messenger RNA from Seriola aureovittata, 2806 nucleotides. It is a transcript of the gene six3b, whose product is annotated as SIX homeobox 3b. Gene Ontology annotation, biological process: regulation of transcription by RNA polymerase II; eye development. The transcript is spliced from 2 exons. NCBI's taxonomy places the organism in Eukaryota, Metazoa, Chordata, Actinopteri, Carangiformes, Carangidae. Gene Ontology annotation, molecular function: DNA-binding transcription factor activity, RNA polymerase II-specific; RNA polymerase II cis-regulatory region sequence-specific DNA binding. The coding region runs from base 1325 to 2158 and encodes 277 amino acids. The record is from RefSeq and is a predicted model, not a curated record. Gene Ontology annotation, cellular component: nucleus; transcription regulator complex.